Molecule: messenger RNA, 2230 nt
Organism: Drosophila obscura
Lineage: Eukaryota; Metazoa; Arthropoda; Insecta; Diptera; Drosophilidae
Exons: 3
Coding region: 1-2166 (721 amino acids)
Source: RefSeq, a predicted model, not a curated record
AUGGACAUGGAAGCCAUAAAAAUGCUGAUGUCGCAAAGCGGCGAUGCGAACAACAAGUCCAAUUGCCAUAUAGCCGCGAUAUUACGAGGCAGCAGUCACAGCACCAGCAGCAGCACCAGCAGCACCAGCAGCACCAGCAGCAGCAGUGAAAGAAAAAAGAAAGUUAUUGCUGGAGCCGGUUGUUGCCGUGGUUCUACUGGCAACCUGCUGCUGCAGCCAUUCGUUGCUACACUUUGCAUAUUGUUGGCGGUUCGUUUGAGUCCGACUCCUGCAUCGGCAUCGUUGACGCCCGCCAAUGAGACCGCGUGGCCACCCAUGUAUCAUUAUGAUAUUUGGAGCGACAAUCCGAAUGAAUCGGAUACCCAACAGGAGGAGGAGGAGGAGGAUCAGUUGACUGCCAUUGAAAUGCAGGAGCAACAGAGCCUCAAUCAGAGUCUGUCCGGGAAUAGCAGACAUGGCAAGGUGAUUCAUCUGUUCCCUGUGCCCGUGGAUGGAGAAUGCCUGUCCAAUGAUGAUCGUCGCAUUGGCAACUGUCUGAAUGCCUACGAGUGCCGCCAAAAGGGUGGCCAGUCCCAGGGUGAAUGUGCCAUGGGAUUCGGUGUCUGCUGUGUGUUUCUGGCCAGCUGCAACGUCACCAUAACCAACAACAUCACCUAUAUCGUCUCGCCCAGCUUUCCCAGCUUCAUGCCCGCCAAUUUCACUGGCUGCAGCCUGAAGGUGAAGAUGAUGAGCGAGGAUAUCAGCCAGUUGAGGAUCGAUUUUCAUCACUUUACGCUGGGACAACCGAAUCGACGGACGGGCGUCUGUGAGGGCGAUGUAUUCAACAUUAGUGGCGGACCAGGCGGAGCCAUUUCCCUUUGUGGACAGAAUAGUGGACAGCAUUUGUACUAUGAUGUGGGAGCUCGGGCCUCGCCACGACAAUCCACAUUGUAUGGCAGUCUACGUCCCGUAGAUUCAGUCAAUGCGAGCAGCACCAGCAAUGCCACUGGCGAUCGCAUCAUCGACAUCAAUCUCAACCUGUCCAAUCGGCUGCUGCCACUACGCAUUUGGGAGAUGAGCGUGGUGCAGAUACCAUUCAGCCAGCGUGCACCAGCGGGUUGUCUGCAGUAUCACACGGGCAUCGAGGGCGUCAUGCAGACCUUUAACUUUGCCGAGAAUGGGCGGCAUCUGGCCAACCAGAACUAUCGCAUUUGUGUGCGCCAGGAGACGGAUAUGUGCUCGAUUAUGUAUCAGCCAUGCGAUGAGCAGUCAUUCAGGAUUGGCGGCGAUGGGCGAAUGUCAUCGGGAACAUCUUUCUCGUUGAAUGACGACGGAGGUGGACCAUCAGCGAGUCCUGAUACAGCUACGGCACUGUCGGAUAAUGCAGGAGGAGGAGGAGGAGGAGCAGCUGCUCCAGCUAAUGGGGUAACAACCACAUCAGCUCCUACGUCUAGCAGCCUGAUGCAGAUGCUGGCCAACAUGGCCAACUCCACCACAACGACUCUGAUGUCCAUGAUGUCAAGCAAUUCGACUGCAGCGUCAUCGGCAGCUCCAUCCACCGCCAGCAGCAGCACAGCAGCCAUGACCACGACGACAACAAGCACCACCCCGACGCCUCUACGCUCCAGCACAGCGGCUGCCACCGAGGAGAGCACAUCUUCGUCUGAGGCGCCCGCUUCCUCGCCCGCCAGCGAUGAUGCAGAAGGUUCUGGGGGGGAGGAUGGCAUCGACGAGGACAGCGACAACGAUGGCGGCUUCCUUUUCUUUAGGAGUCCACCAACCACAGAAGAGCCUGGCUUUUCGCGACGUCCACGGCCUGUGGGCAGCAGCCCCCCCAGCGGAGGAUUCGACCUGUUCGGCUUCCUGCGCAACGCUUUUGAUUUGCAACUGAGACGGCGGCGUCGCCGCGAGGCUCGACAGUUCUUCAGCACCUGCACGGAUCGCAUAACAAUGCCGUGCAUCAUCGAGGACUUCAUUGGCACUGGCCUGGGUCCCCUGCCCGGCUGUGAGCCCGUCCACUGUGGUGCCCAGUUCUGCUCCUCGGGCGUGUGGCCAUGCCGCAUCGAAAGUACAGUCACUCCCUUCUACAUUGGAGUGCAUUUUGGCGAUGGCGCGGGCAUGGGUAAGGGCAAUGCUGAGGACAAUGUGGGAGCCUGUUUGCGCUUCUCGCAAGUGCAGUGCAUGUGAUGCAGGAUGCAGCAGCAGCAAGGAUCUGUAGCCACAUUUCGUUUUAGAAAAUGUUUAAAACUAC